AUGAAAUACUAUGAUUCGUUGGACCACCAUGAUGAACAAAAUCAAGUCCCUAGUGAAGACACAUUUAGUUUCCCAGAUGAUUCAGAUUUGGUAAUUGGUCAAGAAUUCAAGAACAAAGAUGAGAUUAAUCUAGGUACGAUCACGCAUUUGGAGGUGGAUGAAGAUUCUAAAUUCAAAUAUGUUUUCCUAGCAUAUGGAGCAUGCCUCAAAGGAUUUCGUUGCAUGAGAAAGGUUAUUGCGGUGGAUGAGACUUGGUUGAAGACCAAGUACAAAGGUGUAAUGCUCAUUGCAACAAUACAAGAUGGUAAUUUUCAUCAAUAUCCUAUUGCUUGGGUUGUGGUUGAUUCAGAGAAUGAUGCUUCGUGGUCAUGGUGGCAUAUGUCUCAGAAUAUUAAAGCACGUGUCAGAGUUAAAGGUGUCAUAAAAUUAUUCGAAGAAACUGCCAAUGCCUAUAAAGUUUCCGACUUCAACAAACUCUAUGAUGAAUUGAAGAAUAGAUAUCUCGUAGCAGUGAAGUAUCUUGAAGAAUCAAAUCUCACACUUAGUAAAUGGGCAAGAUCUCACUUUAUAGGCUGUCGGUACAAUAUUAUGACUACGAAUGGUGCAGAAUCUAUUAAUGCAACACUACGGGAACCUAGAGACUACCAUAUCAUUGCGUUGUUGGAGGCUAUGCAGGCAAAAGUCUUCGAGUGGUUCAACAAUCGCCGCAAUAUUGUGGCAUCUAUCAAUACAAAUUGUACACCUUUAACUCCAAAGGCAGAGAAUAUUAUUCGAAAAAGAUUCAAGAAAGCAUUGGAAAUGAAUGUGAAACAACUUAACCGAUUUGAGUAUGAGGUUACAGGCAAAGAAAAUGAUGCAAUAAUUGAUUUAGGUCAAAGACAAUUCUCAUGUCGUGUCUUUGACCUUGAUCAACUUCCAUGUGUGCAUGCAUUAGCAUCAUAUGAGCAAGCUGGAAUAGAAGUGUAUGAUUUGUGCUCUAAUUAUUAUAAGUUGGAAACUUGGGCGUUGGCUUAUGUUGAACCAUUUAUCUAG
Humulus lupulus (European hop) is the source of this 1032-nucleotide messenger RNA. RefSeq lists its product as uncharacterized. NCBI's taxonomy places the organism in Eukaryota, Viridiplantae, Streptophyta, Magnoliopsida, Rosales, Cannabaceae. The record is from RefSeq and is a predicted model, not a curated record. Bases 1 to 1032 code for a protein of 343 amino acids. The transcript has 3 exons. Gene Ontology annotation, molecular function: zinc ion binding.